CACCAGUGACACCAUAACUCCGAAUCAACCCAUCAAAGAUGGUGAGCUUUUAGUGUCCAAUGGUAAGACCUUCGCACUUGGGUUUUUCAGUCCUGGAAAUGGAACAUCCAAUCGCAGGUAUGUUGGAAUAUGGUACUACAAAAUCUCUGAACAAACCGUAGUUUGGGUUGCCAAUCAAGACAACCCAAUCAAUGGUAAGUCUGGAGUAAUAUCCAUCAACCAAGAUGGAAACCUUGUCAUCUACGACGACGACAAUACCCAUAAUGUUACUUGGGAUACAAAUAUUUCAACAGCAGCUGCAACAAACAGUUAUUAUUCAGCUCGACUCUUGGAUUCGGGGAAUUUGGUGGUUAGUAAUAGUAGCAAUAAUAGUACUAUUUUUGUAUGGCAAAGUUUUGAUUAACCUAGGCACGUGCUGCUGCCCAACAUGAAGUUGGGGUUGGACCGGAUAACCGGUGUGAACCGGUUCUUGACAUCAUGGAAGUCGAGAGAUGACCCUGGCAAAGGAGAAUACUCCUUUAAGAUGGAGGACCCGGGUGGGUCGCCCCAAUUGGUAUUGUACAAGGGCUUGUUUCGAUUUUGGGAAACCGCACCAUGGAUGUGGAACAAACGGACCGGUAAUUUCACAAUUUCCAGUUUCAUUGACAAUCGCAAGGAAGUAUAUCUAUCGUACGUUCAGAUCAAUGCCUCGAUUUUGUCCAUAUUUCUUGUGGACGAACUUGGGAACAUAAAAAUGAACACGUGGCUCGAGGGUAAGGGUAAAUGGGUGGAGUCUUACUCGGGCCUAGACGAGCGAUGUGACAGUUAUGGGCGGUGUGGCGGGUUUGGUUAUUGUAACGAGAACAAAGGGCAGGCGGAGUUCGAGUGCACGUGCCUUCCAGGGUACGAGCCCAAGUUACCAAAUGAAUGGUAUUAUUCACGUGAUGCUUCAGGCGGGUGUGUGAAAAAGCGCGCGGCACUUGGCAUGUGUGGGAACGGAGAAGGGUUCGUGAAGAUAGAAAAAGCAAAAAUUCCGCCAACGUCGAAGGGAGAUGAAGAGAUGAAUUUGAGCCUGGAAGAGUGUGAAGCCAAGUGCUUGAGAAAUUGUUCUUGCACGGCUUACAGUAUUGCAAGUGAUGGGGGCAACUAUUGCAAGACUUGGUAUGGGACUUUGAUGAAUGCAAGAACAGCCCAUAGUGCUAGAUAUUCUCUCUAUAUACGUGUUGAUGCCGAUGAGUUAUUAGCUCAACAUUUGAAGAAGAAAUCUAAAAGUCUUCAUGGAAAGAAGAUGAUCAUUGUGGUGACAUCUGUUGUGGUGAUGGGAGCCCUGAUUAUCUCCUUAGUUUGUUGGUUGGUAAUGAAGAAGGCAAGAAGAGUUGCUGGAUUCGACAUUCAUGCCAAUGAUGAAGAAAAUCUAGAAUUACCCAUCUUUGAUAUGAUCACUAUUGUUGGGGCAACCAACAACUUUUCUGAUACAAAUAAAAUUGGUGAAGGUGGUUUCGGGCCUGUUUACAAGGGACAACUAUCAAUGGGAAAAGACAUAGCUGUCAAGCGCCUCUCAACGAGCUCCAAACAAGGUGUGGAUGAAUUCCAAAAUGAGGUUAUUUUGAUUGCUAAACUUCAACACCGGAAUCUUGUAAGGCUUUUGGGAUGUUGCAUCCAUGGAGAAGAAAGAAUGUUAGUUUACGAGUACAUGCCCAAUGGAAGCCUGGAUUCCUUCAUUUUUGAUGUAAAAAACAAAAGUAAAUCGCUCACAUGGAGGAUGCGCUUGCACAUUAUUGUGGGGAUUGCUCGAGGGGUUCUUUAUCUUCAUCGAGAUUCAAGAUUGAGAAUAAUUCAUAGAGAUCUUAAAGCUAGCAAUGUGUUACUUGAUGGUGAGAUGAAUCCUAAAAUUUCUGAUUUUGGCUUAGCUAGGGCUUUUGGAGGUGAUCAAUCAUCGGCAAAAACAAGAAGGGUGAUUGGAACUUAUGGUUACAUGUCUCCAGAAUAUACAAUUGAUGGCCUCUUUUCAAUGAAAUCAGAUAUUUUUAGUUUUGGAGUCGUAGUUUUAGAAAUAAUGAGCGGCAAAAGGAACCGAAUGUUCAAUCAUCCGGAUCAUGAUCUUAACCUUCUUGGGCAUGCAUGGCAACUUUGGACUGAAGGAAAGGCUUAUGAGUUAUUGGAUCCACUAAUGGAGGGUUCAUUUCCAAUGUCAAAGGUAUUGAGGUGCAUACAUGUGGGUCUCCUUUGUGUACAGAAAUAUCCGGAAGACAGACCAUCAAUGUCAUCAGUGCUCUUAAUGUUGGUUAGUGAGAGUGCAAUGUUGCCCCAACCCAAGCGACCUGGCUUUUAUACAGAGAGGAGUUCAAUUGAGACACAUGAUCAUCCACUAGGUCAAAGUACUUCUAGUAUCAACGAAGUGACUGUAACGUGCCCAAAUGCUCGGUAAAAUAUUUUACCGUAUCGCAGUGGUACCUUGGCACCCAGGAGUAUGUAAUCGCCCCUCUCAAGUUUUGAAAAUUAUAUUUUUACUUAUAAUUUAAACAAAAAUUUCAUUGUCUCAUAGGGACUUGGAAAGAUUUUAAAUAUAU
Molecule: messenger RNA, 2549 nt
Organism: Camellia sinensis
Lineage: Eukaryota; Viridiplantae; Streptophyta; Magnoliopsida; Ericales; Theaceae
Product: G-type lectin S-receptor-like serine/threonine-protein kinase At4g27290
Biological process (GO): protein phosphorylation; recognition of pollen
Cellular component (GO): plasma membrane
Molecular function (GO): ATP binding; protein serine/threonine kinase activity
Source: RefSeq, a predicted model, not a curated record